This is a messenger RNA of Staurois parvus, 327 nucleotides long. NCBI's taxonomy places the organism in Eukaryota, Metazoa, Chordata, Amphibia, Anura, Ranidae. The record is from the annotation of a GenBank genome assembly.
GGAUGGACACAUAGGAUAACAUGCCGGGGAUGGACACAUAGGAUAACAUGCUGGGGAUGGACACAUAGGAUAACAUGCUGGGGAUGGGACACAUAGGAGAACAUGCCGGGGAGGACACAUAGGAUAACAUGCCGGGGAUGGACACAUAGGAUAACAUGCCGGGGAUGGACACAUAGGAUAACAUGCCGGGGAUGGACACAUAGGAUAACAUGCUGGGGAUGGACACAUAGGAUAACAUGCUGGGGAUGGACACAUAGGAUAACAUGCUGGGGAUGGACACAUAGGAUAACAUGCCGGGGAUGGACACAUAGGAUAACAUGCCGGGGA